ACAAAGGAUCCUGCGACGCCGUCCUCCCAUUGUUAGCACAAGUGCACACAGCAGCUAAUCCACCUACCAGCGUGGGGAUGUACUUAGGGCAGUGCACUCAGAAUUAACGAAAAAGCCUCUUAAUUCAAACAAAACCAUUAUUGAAACUCUUUGUGCACAGUGGAUUCACGGCUUAUUGCGGACUUUCUGGGUAUCAGCAUUCCUUACACCAGUGUUUCAGGACCCAUCAUGUCCGACAAACCAGAUUUUGCAGAAAUUGAAACAUUUGACAAGACCAAGCUGAAGAAGACAGAAACCAGAGAGAAAAAUCCAUUGCCCACUAAAGAAACUAUCGAACAAGAAAAGCAAAGUGAAAGCGCAUCCUGAACAUCAAAUGGACGAUGCAGCUGCUGCUUCUUCAGUGGGGUUUGGGCUUCUGCGCUGGGUUGUUUUGUUUUGUUUCCCCGCCCCUUCAUGCCCCCGCUCCCUGCUUGUUGUCCAUUUAAUUUAGCAAACACUCCCUCCUUUCAUGUUCCCUGGGAAGUCUGUUUUGUAUUUGUCGGACAAGAUACUUUGUGUUUGUGUUCUUAAAACUGUAAUUGAAAGUUCUGUACCGCCCCCAUUACUUGCCAAAAAAAAAAAUCUGCAUAAAAAAUGUUUUCCUAAACCUCACAAUAAACAGGUUUCUUCUGAUCAA
This is a messenger RNA of Anas platyrhynchos (mallard), 676 nucleotides long. Its product is annotated as thymosin beta 4 X-linked. Gene Ontology annotation, biological process: actin filament organization; regulation of cell migration. Gene Ontology annotation, molecular function: actin monomer binding. Gene Ontology annotation, cellular component: cytoplasm. The record is from RefSeq and is a predicted model, not a curated record. NCBI's taxonomy places the organism in Eukaryota, Metazoa, Chordata, Aves, Anseriformes, Anatidae.